Molecule: messenger RNA, 2389 nt
Organism: Lycium barbarum (goji berry)
Lineage: Eukaryota; Viridiplantae; Streptophyta; Magnoliopsida; Solanales; Solanaceae
Product: probable arabinosyltransferase ARAD1
Exons: 4
Coding region: 40-1347 (435 amino acids)
Molecular function (GO): glycosyltransferase activity
Source: RefSeq, a predicted model, not a curated record
AAAAUACAAUUGAAGUUAUGCCCAAAACCCUAUUAAUUAAUGAUAUUUGUCAUUCUUGAAACAAAAUUACACAUUCCCCAUGGUGAACAAUCAAUGAAUCCAAGACCCAAACUCAGAUCACCUCCACCUCCACCUCCUUCCAUCACCAAAUCCUUAACCCCAAACAACAAAAUGCCCCGAAAACUAACUCUCAAACCAACUCUCACACUUGCCACUACUCUAUUCACCAUCUUAGCUUUAUACGCUUUCUUCAACACCUUCAUCUUCUCAACAAACCCACCACCAAACAAUGUAACCACCAUCAGCUUAAGCACCAGAACCUCAAACACCCAAAAUACCCCUGGUGCAAAAUCCGUGAAAAUCUACAUGUAUGGUUUGCCAAGAAAGUUUACUUAUGGGGUUAUUGAGAGCUAUGCAUUAGCAAGGGGUGGGGUAAAACAAAGUGAUGAUUCUUUGCUUAAGUAUCCUGGAAAUCAGCAUUCUGCUGAGUGGUAUUUGUUUUCUGACCUGACCGGGUCGGGUCGUGAUCGGGUCGGGUCGGCUGUGAUACGGGUUAUGGACCCGGAGGAAGCUGAUCUGUUCUAUGUUCCUUUUUUUUCGUCGUUGAGUCUUGUGGCGAAUCCAAUUAGAUCGAAUAGUGUUGUUGCAAAUGGGGAUAGGCCUGUGUAUAGUGAUGAGGAAAUGCAGGAGUCUUUAAUUGAAUGGUUGGAGCAGCAGCAGUAUUGGAAAAGGAACAAUGGCUGGGAUCACGUGUUUAUAUGCCAGGAUCCUAAUGCUUUAUACAAGGUUGUGGAUAGGGUGAAGAACGGGGUGCUGUUAGUUUCUGAUUUUGGAAGGCUGAGUCGUAAUCAGGCAUCUCUCGUUAAGGAUAUCAUCUUGCCCUACUCACAUCGGAUUAAUACAUACACUGGGGAUAUUGGCGUUGAAAAUCGGAAUUCCUUGCUCUUCUUCAUGGGCAAUCGAUACAGAAAGGAGGGGGGGAAGAUUCGUGAUUUGCUUUUUCAAUUACUUGAGAAAGAAGAUGAUGUCAUUAUAAAACAUGGUGCACAAUCUAGGGAGAGCCGUCGUGAGGCAAGAAAAGGGAUGCACACUUCAAAAUUUUGUCUGCAUCCAGCUGGUGAUACUCCAUCAGCUUGCCGCCUUUUUGAUGCUAUUGUGAGCUUGUGUGUCCCUGUAAUCAUCAGUGAUUACAUUGAAUUGCCUUUUGAGGAUGUUAUAGACUACAGGAAAAUUGCAGUUUUUGUAGACACUAACACAGCUGUGAAGCCGGGGUUCUUGGUUAAAAAGCUCAGGAAAGUAAGCAUGAAGAGGAUUUUGGAAUUCCAACGGGAGCUGAAAAAGGUUUAAGCAGGAUCUGCAAGAGUUUUGACAGGGACAGCAAAGCAGCAAAUGAGCAAGGAUCGAUGAAUGUUUCUUACUUUCCACCGUCUAUAUGGAUAUUCUUUACCCGUUGGAUCACUGAAAUCUUUGAUAUUGUGAUUUCUGCAUCUCAAGUUGGUCUCCUCUAUUGCUCAAAUCUGCAAAAUGGAUGCAGUUUUUGUUCUCAAGUUAUAAAAUUAGUUUGUUUUGGGCAUUGCUUCAAGAGACAAACAGACAAAGAUCAUGUUGUUCAGGUUCAGAUCUGGGUCAAAUGCUAGGAAAUCAUAAGCAAUAGAUACUAUAAAAUAUAAUUUGUGUGAGCCAAAUGUAGCUUCAAGAGGUUUGAUAAUUUUUUAGUUUGAAUUUAUCAUUUUCUUUUACUAGUUCUUCAUUAAGUGUUACUAGAUCUUUCCUCUGAACACUGUAAAAAAUGGUGCCAAUAUAUGGAAACUUCCUUAGUUAAGCUGAAGCUGUUUGAACGUAUCCCAACCCACCCACCAACACACACACACACAACCAAGGAGAAAGAAUAUCUUAUCCUCAAAUUACAUUACAAGAAAUUCUUUUUCCAGCUGCAUCCUCUUCUCUUUUCUCCAGAAGAAGUUCAGUUAUCUCAGAUCAGCUGAAUCAUUCUCAAAAAGAAUAUUGUUUAUUUGGAAACAUAGAUGAGCUCCGUAGGUACUUGACUCAUCUAAUUGCUAGCAAAGGAAGAUGAUCUCUUAUCCAGCUAGUUCUAAUGCUUUAGGUCAGCGAUUUAGUCAUGAAGUGGAGAAAAUAUUGGUGGCUAGAACAGCUAGGUGAUUCCGGAAACAGUUCCUUGCAUGUAAACCAUAUUAUGGUCUGUUUGGGAUAGGUUGCUGUGUUGCUUGUUCCUCCAUGUUAUCUUUCCUGAAUUUACUUCAAGUGUUUCAUGCUUUACUUAAUGUGGACUCUUUAAUAUCUAAUCAAACAUAAAGAAACCCUUUGAUUUUGCAUGUUUGGACCUUUUUGUUUUCUAGAACGAAGUGUUUUACAUAUGUACUCUUGAAAU